Molecule: messenger RNA, 852 nt
Organism: Pseudopipra pipra
Lineage: Eukaryota; Metazoa; Chordata; Aves; Passeriformes; Pipridae
Product: rRNA 2'-O-methyltransferase fibrillarin-like
Exons: 7
Coding region: 1-852 (283 amino acids)
Biological process (GO): box C/D sno(s)RNA 3'-end processing; rRNA methylation
Cellular component (GO): Cajal body; small-subunit processome; nucleolus
Molecular function (GO): RNA binding; histone H2AQ104 methyltransferase activity; rRNA methyltransferase activity
Source: RefSeq, a predicted model, not a curated record
AUGGGUGUGUUCAUCUGCCGGGGCCGGGAGGACGCGCUGGUGACCCGGAACCUCGUCCCGGGGGAGUCGGUGUACGGGGAGAAACGGAUCAGUGUGGAGGAGGGCGACACCUCCAUCGAGUACCGGGCGUGGAACCCCUUCCGGUCCAAGCUGGCGGCCGCCAUCUUGGGGGGCAUCGACCGCAUCCACAUCCGGCCCGGGGCCAAGGUGCUCUACCUGGGCGCCGCCUCGGGCACCACCGUCAGCCACGUCUCCGACAUCGUGGGCCAGGAGGGCGUGGUCUACGCGGUGGAGUUCUCGCACCGCUCGGGGCGGGACCUGCUCAACGUGGCCAAGAAAAGGACCAACGUGGUUCCCGUCAUCGAGGACGCCCGGCACCCCCACAAGUACAGGAUGCUCAUUGGGAUGGUGGACGUGAUCUUCGCCGACGUGGCCCAGCCCGACCAGACCCGGAUCGUGGCCCUGAACGCCCAUCACUUCCUGCGCUGCGGGGGGCACUUCAUCAUCUCCAUCAAGGCGAACUGCAUCGACUCGACGGCGCCGGCCGAGGCUGUGUUCGCGGGGGAGGUGAGGAAGAUGACGGGGGAGAGGAUGAAGCCCCAGGAGCAGCUGACGCUGGAGCCGUACGAGAGGGACCACGCCGUGGUGGUGGGGGUGUACAGGCCCCCCCCCCAAGGAGAAAUGACGUCACCACCCCCCCGCCCAGGGGGCGUGCCUGACCCUCAGGAGGGGGCGGAGCCCCGAACAAGCCCCGCCCCCCCCCGGGGGUUGAAAUUUGGGUCGAAUUCGGGGGGUUUUGGGGGUUGGGGGGAGGGGCAAAAAUGGGGGUUUUUUUGGUUAAUUAAAGACUGA